Molecule: messenger RNA, 3708 nt
Organism: Cantharellus anzutake
Lineage: Eukaryota; Fungi; Basidiomycota; Agaricomycetes; Cantharellales; Hydnaceae
Product: heme peroxidase
Exons: 15
Coding region: 1-3708 (1235 amino acids)
Biological process (GO): response to oxidative stress
Molecular function (GO): iron ion binding; heme binding; peroxidase activity
Source: RefSeq, a predicted model, not a curated record
AUGUCUCACGGACAACCUACCGCCCUCCAUGCUGCCCUAAGGACUAUCGAUAACCUUUUGGAGGAUGCAUCUCUUACAGUCCAGGCUAUCAAUCGUUCCUGGGGGCCUUUGCCAAAGACGACGGAGGACUUCAAACAGGCCGAAGCUACAUCAAUGAUAGCCAGUGAUAUUGAGGCUGUUCGUGCCCAGAUCAAACGAGGACUACCCAUCGAAGGCGAUCCUGGAGAAAUCGCCGCCUCUGUGUUGGAUGUUGCCAAGGCAGGUUCCCCAUUUGCGACUGAGGGGAUCCAUGAUCGCAAGUUCGCGCUCGAAUACAUUCUCUCUUUUCUCUCUCGUGCGGACCCACGAGUCGGAGGGAAAGUUGAACAUCUGGCCAUUCGAACUCUCUACUAUGACCUUUCUCAUCCACCUGCCACGAACAUGGGCCAAAAGUAUCAGUUCCGUUCUGCGGAUGGAUCAGGUAAUAGUGCCUACGACCCAGAUAUGGGCAAAGCCUUCUCGCCGUAUUCUAGGAGUUGCAGUGGCUCGCGGCCGUUACCAGACUCGGAGUUACCUGAUCCUGGUUUGGUAUAUGAUGCAAUUAUCAAAAGGGAUCCUACCAAGUUUACUCCACAUCCUGCUGGGUAUAGUGGGCUAUUUUUCAGUUUUGCGACGUUUGUCGUUCACAGCGUAUUCCGGACGAGUCGAACGGAUUUUAAUAUCAACGAGACGUCGUCUUACGUUGACCUGGGCAUUUUGUAUGGGAACACGCAGGCCCAUCAGGAUAAGAUUCGUUACGUAGACGGUCGUGGAAGGAUCCUUCCUGAUGUUUAUGCUGAAUUCCGCCUCAUCAACUUGCCUCCUGCUGUGAACGCGCUUAUCAUCUUGUUUAGCCGCAACCACAACUACAUUGCCGAUAUGUUGCUUCGUAUCAACGAGCGCGAAACGUGGACCCAGGAUAUUCAGAACCUGAACAAGGAAUCGCUUGUCAAACAAGACUACGAAAUUUUCAAUACUGCACGCCUCAUCAACUCUGCGACUUUCGCGUUUGUCAUCCUUGGAGAUUACCUCGCUGCUAUUCUGGGCACUGUACGAGAUGGAUCCAGCUGGACGUUGGAUAUCAGCGAUGAGAGGAGGGAGAGUGAUCAUCAACUCUUGGGAAGAGGACGAGGGAAUUCUUGUUCGGUGGAAUUUAAUACGCUUUAUCGUUGGCAUUCUGGUUUAAGUGCUGAGGAUGCGGAGUAUAAUGAGCGAGUUUUCCAGUACUUGUUUGCCAAGGAACCCGGUGUGCCUGUUGACUUUGACAAGAUUACUCCCGCGGAUUUCGAGUACGUUCUUGGAAAGAGAGCCAUGGCUGCUACGUACAGCCGCCUACGAGAUAAGGACGGCAAGCCUGCUCCAUUACCCAAUUUUGAUCACCUUACGCCCCGACAAGUCGAGUCUCUCAUCGACGAUAGCAAACCUGUGGACUACCUUCUCGACCAGUGGUCUUUCAAAGGAUUCUCGCUCCCAGGAUCCAGAACCUUUGAAAGGAAUCCGAGAGAUCCGAAGACGAAAAAGUACAAGGAUGAUUUGCUGGCGAAUGCGUUGUUGAGCGCUACCUCGGUCCCUGCUCAUAUAUUCGGAGCUAGAGGUGUACCUGGUGCGUUGCGAGUCAUCGAGAUUCUGGGCAUUCAACAGGCUCGAUCGUGGGGAACUUGUUCCCUUAACGAGUUCCGAAGGUUCUUAGGCCUGGAGGCGUAUUCAACGUUCGAAGAAUGGAAUCCGGAUAAGGAAGUGGCUGAGGCUGCUCGUAAGCUUUAUGGGACGACGGAAAAUUUGGAAUUGUAUGUUGGCCUUGUAGCGGAGGAAGCCAAGCCUGUCAGGAAUGGCUCGGGGUUAUGUCCUUCAUGUGCGCGAUAUCUCUCCCUUUUCCCUAAAGUGGCCUGUAUCACUAAACAUUCGUUAUCGUCGAUGCUGUUGUUAUGGAUAUCAGACACCGUCUCCAGAGCGAUUCUAGCGGACGCUGUCGCUUUGGUUCGUGGUGAUCGUUAUUUGACAUUUGACUUUACACCUUUCAACUUGACAACGUGGGGUUUUGCCGAGGCUAACCGGAAUAUCACCAACGCCGCCUGGGGCGGUGUUCUUGGCCGACUUCUAGCCCGGGGUCUUCCUCGACAUUACGAUGCCACCUCGGUAUACACUCACUUCCCUCUCAUCACGCCCAAGGGACAACCAUAUUCGAUGGAUCACAUCCUCGCCAAAUUGGGGGAGGCGAAGGAAUUUACGUUCGAUAAGCCCACCAAGAAAGGUAUCCUUCGUGUCGUUGUGGAUCCUAAAGAUGUCGAGGCGGCUUUAGGGGACCCGCCGGUGGUUAUCCAGGGUCUUGUGACUCAGUACGUGAAGAACGUGAAAGACAUAGGUCUAACUCCUAGCUUCCUUACCGUUAUCGACGAUGCGGCAGCCUAUGCGCGUGUUACGGCUUUGGUGCAAGAUUACUUCGUUCCCGCUUCGGAACUUGAGAAGAAUGGAAAGUGGUUCUACGAGAAGGCGUGUCAGUUAAUCAGAGAAAAUUCGUAUACGGUGCAUUCCAAGGCUCCGAAGAGAGUUGAUGUUGUGAAGGAAGUGCUUAGGAUUAUCCCCGUGCAUUGGGCCGCUCAAGUUGCCGGACUCCCCGUCAAGACAGCGCAAGAGACGAGAGGGAUUUACUAUGAACAGCAAAUGUAUCAGAUGCUGAAGGAAAUCUAUUCGUACAUCUUCUUGGAACCCGAACCAUCUUUGAAGAUUCCUAACCAAAGGGAAGCUCGCGAGAACGUUGAUCGCCUGCGUCGAUUUGUGAAACUUAGCCUGACGGUGGCGAAGGGCGGUUUGUCUUCCUCGGUUUUGGGUGGCUUAGCGAGCAUAGUCCUUGGCGAAGGCAACCAGAGCGCCAACCCUAUCCUCAAGCGACUCCUCGCUCUUGGAUCACCAACGGAUGAACUUGCGAAUGACAUUAUUGCCGUCAUUUCGAGCGCCAUUGAGUUAUCUCAGGUCUUCACUCACGUCAUAAACUUCUACCUGCCUCAACGUCAGGAGGUGAAUGCAUGGAAGCCUUCUGCUACGGAACGCACUACUACGUCCCGAGGUGAAGGGGCUGCCAGUAACGUCGCUGCGGUAGCGGCGAGAGGUGGAGAUGAGAUCUCGUUGUGUACCCUUGAAGGGUAUGUUCUAGAGGCACUGCGCUUCGACCCUGUUACACCAGGUGUCUACCGUGUUGCAACCACCAAUAUCCGACACAUGAUGGCAAUGGUUUCCAGUGCGAAAGGCGAUAGAUUCUAUUUUGAUUUCACCAAGGCUGCUGUCGAUUCUAACGCCUUUGAUGACGCCUACCAAAUCAACCCCCAUCGCCACCCGGCCUCCUACACCAUCUACGGGGGCGAUGGAGUGUUUAAGACCCUUGGCCAGAAGUUUGUUGUAAGGGUUACUGCUGAGGUGCUUAGAGCCGUCUUCGAGCUCAGGAACGUACAAAGGACUCUGGGGAAGGAGGGGAUACUGAGAAGAUUCAAGGAGCCCGUUGUCACUGUGGACGAUAUCGUCACCGUUGAAACGACUCAGGUGCCCUUCAUGGAAGUGGAUUCGAAUGGAGUGCUCGUCGAUACCUUGUGGACGGAAGAGGUCAACGUUUACAAGUUGCAAUCUGGUAUUUCCAGGGAAGAAGGCAAGAUCCCGGCCGAACGUAUUAUAAUGAGCUCGCUUCGAGGGGAUGAGUAG